AUGUGGGAGAGUUCGCUAUCUAUCUAUCUAUCUAUCUAUCUAUCUAUCUAUCUAUCUAUCUGUCACUUUCAGUCUGUCCAUUAUCUAUCUAUCUAUCUAUCUAUCUAUCUAUCUAUCUAUCUAUCUAUCUAUCUAUCUAUUUUUCUUUUAUUUAUUAUUUUUUUAAUUCUCUCCUGUUUCUUUUCUCGUUCAACCCCUUCAUUGAUUUUGCUUCUCCUUUUCCCUCUCUCUCUCUCUAAUUAUACACCCCUCUCAUUUUUCUUAUUCGUCUGUUUUUCUUUUUUCUUUCUUUCUUUCUUUCUUUCUUUCUUUUCUCUAUAUUUUCUUAUUCUCUCCUGUUUCAACCCCUUCUUUCUUUUCUCUCUGAUUUCCGCUUUUCUCUCCUACAUUGAUUUUGCUUCCCCCUUUCUCUUUCUCUCUCUCUCUCUCUCUCUCUCUAAUUAUACACCCCUCUCCUUUUUUCUUAUUCCUCUGUUUUUCUUUCUUUCUUUCUUUCUUGCGUCCUUUUUUCUUUCUUUCUUUUCUCUACAAUCUCUCUCUGUCUCUCUCUCUCUCUCUCUCUCUCUCUCUCUCUCUCUUAUGGUUUUUCUUCUCAUUUCCCCGUCUCCGCUUUCUCCCUAUCUCUUUUCUCUUUCCUAA
Acanthosepion pharaonis is the source of this 639-nucleotide messenger RNA. Lineage: Eukaryota; Metazoa; Mollusca; Cephalopoda; Sepiida; Sepiidae. The record is from the annotation of a GenBank genome assembly.